Molecule: messenger RNA, 4393 nt
Organism: Perognathus longimembris pacificus (Pacific pocket mouse)
Lineage: Eukaryota; Metazoa; Chordata; Mammalia; Rodentia; Heteromyidae
Gene: Cpap
Product: centromere protein J
Exons: 17
Coding region: 160-4224 (1354 amino acids)
Biological process (GO): cilium assembly; centriole elongation
Cellular component (GO): centriole; centrosome; nucleus
Molecular function (GO): tubulin binding
Source: RefSeq, a predicted model, not a curated record
CAGCGGUAAUUGUGGCGGCUCUUUCGUAAAUGUUGUUGGGGGACAGCGGGGCUGCGCUGACGCUGCUUCCAGCAGCCCGGGCGUCAUGGAGCUGUGUUGGAAAUCCAUAGGUCCUUUGGCUUUUCCAUCAUUUAAAUAUAAUAGUGCUGUUAGACUAAAAUGUUCCUGAUGUCAAGCUCUACUGAGUUAAACAGUGGGAAGGACUUCGUACCUCAAUGGAUGACCAAUCCUUCUCGGGCAGGGGUCAUAUUAAAUCAAGGAUUUCCUAUUUUGGAAGCAGAUGAAGAGAAGCAAGCAACUACCAGUGUUUCUAGCAGCUUCCCCAUUAAAACAUAUUUUUCAGAUAGCUUCGGCUUUAUUAGUGAAGAUGAUUCACUUCAUGAAGAACAGAAAUUGGGGUCUGGCAGCUCCUACCAACUACAGCCAGAAAAAUCUGAAGCCCAUCAGAUCUUUCCUGUACUUAAAAAGGGACGACAAAUAAUGGCUUUUCAGGAUGCUCCUGAACUCCAGGAAGAUAACAAGAGUGACUUUAUGCCUGAGCUUGCAAGUGAAUAUAAAGAUAUGGCUUGUAAAGACCCACUUUUUAAAAAACUUGAACAGCUGAAAGAAGCACAACUGAAGAAGCAGGAACAACUGAAAAGACAACAGUUGGAACAACUGCAGAGGCUCAUGGAAGAACAGGAGAAGCUGCUCACUAUGGUGUGUGGGCAGCGCAUGUGUCCAGGUUUGCCAUUACUGCCUGAUAAUCAGAGCCAGAAGUAUAGAUCUUCCGAAAAUUCAGCUCCUGUAGAGAAAGCCACAACCUUCUUGCCAUCACAUAUCUACUUGGAUCAAAGCCAAGACAAACCACAUGCUCCCAGAGUUUUAUCUGAUGAUGAGCAAAGCAACUUCUGCAGAGCUUCCCAUCAAGAUUUUAUCUCAACUUCAAAAAGUACUUCUUCCAAUUCGUUUUAUGAGUCACAAUAUCAAGAGAUGCUUGUAAAAAAGAAUGAUUCAAGGGAAGGAAACCAUAGCUGUCCUGUAGGAGAAAGUAUUUCAUCAUGUUGGGAGAAGAUGCUGGAACAGACUGAAAAAGGGAAUGAUAAAAAUGUAAAAAAAAAUGGUGAUUCCUCAGAAGUUGUUAAUAUUGAAGAGAGGCCUAUUAAAGCUGCCAUUAGAGAAAAGAAACAGACCUUUGAAGACUACUUAGAAGAACAAAUUCGAUUGGAAGAACAAGAACUGAAACAAAAGCAGCUAAGGGAAGCAGGAGGACCAUUACUAAUGAAAGCUAAACCCAAACAGCCAUUCUUAAAACGAGGAGAAGGUUUAGCCAGGUUUACUAAUGCUAAAUCGAAGUCUCAAAAAGGGAAAGAAGAUAAAGUAGUCCCUAACCAGAGCACUUCAGAGGAGCAGCAUGUGUUUAAAGUGGACAGACAACAGUGCCAGCGGAAAACUGCUCUUAUCCAUAAAGAACCAGGUGCAGAGAACGCUAGCGUUAAGAAAGACAAUAAAGGUGGAGCCAAGACUAGUCCUGUCAUACUUAAUCAGAAACCAAGAGUGCCCAGGAAUAAUAACAGGAAAAGUCUCUCUCCAUCAGGAUUGAAAAUACAGACAGGGAAGAAAUGUGAUGGGCAGUUGAGAGACCGGAUCAAAUCAAAAAAAGCUGACUCUAAUCAUAAAGAAAAUGUACCUGAGUGCACAAAGCUCUGUGAUGCCGAUUCCAAAGUAUGGCACAAAACACAGGGGAAAGACAGACUUUCUCCUUCAUCAGGACUGCUGAGCAGUGUGGCUUCUAAGAGUUUGAUAGGUGAGACUAUGAAGGAAUCUGAAUCCUUACUUGACCUUUCUCUUCAGAAAAAAAUGGAAAGUUGGGAACGGGAAAAAGUAAAGGAAAACUUGGAAUUAGAUGAAUUUUUGUUUUUAGAACAAGCUGCAGAUGAAAUUUCAUUUUCUAGUAAUUCCUCAUUUGUACUGAAAAUCUUAGAAAGAGAUCAGCAGAUCUGCAGAGGUCACCGGAUGUCUUCAACCCCUGUUAAAGCUGUCAAGCAGGAGAAGAUGCCGCAGGCAAAUGUGAACAGUCAGAGUGACCACAGUGAGGAUUCUGGCCACCAGGCUGUGUGUGAGAGUAAGAGUGAGUGUGAGGUCACAGCCAGACCACUUGCUUCAGCAUCCUUACCUGGUGGUUUGAGAGAACUGUCUUGUAAAGUCAGUGGGAAAGCCUUCCAAACGGGCACUUGUGAAAACCAAAACUGCUGGGAUGUGAGCGAUGAUGAGGGUGUUAUAAACAGUGACAGUAGCACUGACUCUGAGCAGCAGCUUGAUGUUACCAUAAUACCAUCCACCAAGGAUAGAGAAGGAGAGCUCAGCCAUAGAGAGGAAAGUCCUCAAGUCUGUGAUGGCAAGGGGCCUUUUAGUGAUACCAGAACUCAGGAAGAUAAAAGGAGGGAUGUUGACCUGGAUUUAUCUGAUAAAGCUUAUAGCAGUGAUGAGUCUAUCCUAAUAGAAAGCCAGAAAACUAAAGUGUCAGAGCCCUCAAGAAGGCCUUUAGCACUAAGUGUAAGUAAAAUUGAUUUUGAUGAUGAAAGAUCUUGGACUGACCUUGGGGAGAAUUCAUGUGAACAUAAUGUUAUUCUUGAGGAUGAAGCCAUUUAUGGGACACCCCAGACACACUACCCUAAUAGGAGUGAAAUACAUGUCCCGGAGAAAACAAUCAAAAGGAAGGUUGCACCAGUGAAGAAAGGAGAAGACUUCAGCAAGUCUGGGAGGAACAGAAGUCCCCCUCCUACAUCUGAUCUGAUGUUGAAAUUCUUUCCAUCUUUAAAACCAAAACCCAAAUCAGAUUCACAUGUAGGCAAUGAACCCAAGUUAAACAGGAGUCAGGACCAACCACCAGGUCACAGUGCUCCAUCUCAGGUUUUGAGAGAGAAGAUUAAUGAAUUGGAAACAGAAAUAGAAAAAUUUAAAGCUGAGAACACAUCUUUGGCUAAACUUCGUAUUGAACGAGAAAGUGCCUUGGAAAAACUGAGGAAAGAAAUUGCAGACUUUGAGCAACAGAAAGCCAAAGAACUGGCUCGAAUAGAAGAGCUUAAAAAGGAGGAAAUGAGGAAGCUACAAAAGGAACGUAAAAUUUUUGAAAAAUACACUACAACUGCAAGGUCUUUUCCGGAUAAAAAGGAACGUGAGGAAAUACAGGCUUUGAAACAGCAAAUAGCAGAUUUACAAGAAGAUCUGAAAAGGAAGGAAGCAAAAUGGUCCAGUGCACAGGGCCGUCUGAGAAGCCAGAUAGAAAUGUUAGUCAAAGAGAACACAGACCUCCGAGAAGAGAUCAAAGUGAUGGAAAGAUUUCGACUAGAUGCCUGGAAGAGGGCAGAAGCCAUUGAGAGUAGCCCCAAGACCUACCGAUGUGGGACUGCCACAAAGAAAGAGAAGUCUGUGAACUCGUCUGUGCAAAUUCAAAAGAAUCUUAUUUCUUCAGGAGCCCAGAUAGAAAAAUGUAAGAAAAACUACUUGCCAACACAAGGAAGUCAGUCUCGGAGAAUCAAGUUGGUGCCACCUCAUGAUUUAGGCAGCAAUGAUAAGGGACAGGCUUCCUUACCUAGGGAGCCACUGGAACCAGUAAAUUUUCCAGAUCCUGAAUAUAAAAAGAAGGAAGAAAAUGAAAAAGAAGAAAUCCAGGGAGAAAUCAAUCAUCCUGAUGGAAAGGUGGAAAAGGUUUAUAAGAAUGGGUGCCGGGUUAUACUGUUUCCCAAUGGGACUCGGAAAGAAGUGAGUGCCGACGGGAAGAGCAUCACCGUCACGUUCUUUAAUGGUGACAUCAAGCAGGUCAUGCCGGAUGACAGAGUGAUCUAUUUCUACGCUGCUGCACAGACCACUCACACCUCAUACCCAGAAGGACUCGAAGUCUUACAUUUCUCAAGUGGACAGAUAGAGAAACAUUUCCCAGAUGGAAGAAAAGAAAUUACAUUUCCUGACCAGUCCAUUAAAAACUUAUUUGCUGAUGGACAGGAAGAAAGCAUCUUCCCAGAUGGUACAGUUGUCAGAGUGCAGCGCGAUGGCAACAAAAUCAUAGAGUUUAAUAAUGGCCAAAGAGAAUUCCAUACUGCCCAGUUCAAGAGACGGGAAUAUCCAGAUGGCACUGUUAAAACUGUGUAUAUGAAUGGUCAUCAAGAAACAAAGUACCCAUCUGGCCGGGUAAGAGUGAAGGACAGAGACGGUAAUGUUCUGGUGGACACGGAACUGUCAUGACCCCUGUGUGACUAAUCAUGAAGCAAUAGCACGGAUUUUUCUAUUUAAACUAAUGUACAUUUCUUGUGAAUUCUGUUAACUUAUAUGGACUGUAUGUAUGUUCAUGUUGUGUGUAUUAAUGGAAAAGAUGUUGGAUUCUAAAAUAAAAAUUUCCAGUUUCUCAUGCACA